UCCCUGGGCCUUGUAAAUGUAAGCAGGUGUGCGGAGGCGACUGGGCUUCCUGGGCAACCCGUGCCAGUCGGGAGGUUGCGUCAAGAUCCAAAGAUCUCUGUGCCUCAACAAAUCGCUCCCACUGAGUCACCGAGGUACUGGGACAGCCCCCGAACAGUGGCAGGAUUGUGUUUCCAAACCCCUCUCCAGAGACUUGAGCAUGUGAUUCCAGAAUGAGGUCUGCACAGAGUGUGGUAUUGAGGCUUCCUGCUUGUUUCUUGGAAGGAAGGUACAAUCUUUGCCCAGGCUGUGGGCACAUGAGGUCUGCUAACAUCACCACUGCCACAGCACCUUGGCAAUGGACGGAGGCUGCAGCUUCCAAUACUCCUCCAUGUUGAUCCAUGGAUUCCCUGAGGAAGAAAUCCGGGAGACUAUGCUGGAGGAAGGGAUUACUCCACAUCAACCCAGCCUGCAUUUGGACAUGCAACAGGGAGUGCCGCCGGACCUCGCUUUGAAGGCCGCAGUGUGUGCCGGCUGUGGAGAGGCCAUCUAUGACCGCUACGUGGUAUUUGCGGUGGACAAGCCCUGGCACAGUCGCUGCCUGAAGUGCUGUGUUUGUGACCUCAUCCUGGGCUCUGAGCUCACCUGCUUCUCCAAGGAUGGAGCCAUCUACUGCAAGGACGAUUAUUACAGGAGGUUCUGCGUCAAGCAGUGCUCCCGGUGCCAGCUGGGGAUCCUGGCCUCAGAGAUGGUGAUGCGUGCCAAGGAGGAGGUCUACCACCUCAGCUGCUUCACCUGUGCUGUGUGUGGACGGGCGCUGGUGACCGGCGACCUCUUCGGCACUCGCCAUGGUUUGGUCUACUGCCAGGAACACUUUGAGCCUCCGGGCCGGGAGGAAGACGAGGCGCGGCUGAUGGACAGCUUGUCCGACCUGGCCCUACGGGGUGACGAGGGGAUGGAGGCAGACCGUGGGGACGCCGAAUGGCCCAGGCAGAGUGGCGGCGGUCGGAAGCGGAGAGGCAGCAGGCUCCAGAGUGAAGGCGAUGACUUUUAUCCAGCCUACACCGAGGGGGAGCAGCCCCUGGGGGAGCCUCGCUACUCUGGUCAGCAGAAGGCCAAGCGCAUUCGCACCUGCUUCAAGCACCAUCAGCUCCGCACCCUGGAAUCUUACUUCGCUGUCAAGCACAACCCAGAUGGCAAAGACUGGGAGCAGCUGUCCAAGAAGACAGGGCUUCCCAAGCGAGUGCUGCAGGUUUGGUUUCAGAAUGCCAGAGCCAAGCUUCGAAAGAGCCUCCUGCAGGAGGAGAACACCGACAGCGACACCGUGCCGGACACCCAGGAGGCAGCUCGUUCCCCGAGCACCCAGCAGACCCCAGGACCCCUGGGCCCGCCCAGUCCCCUCUUCUCCAGCCAGGGCAGCUCACCACCUUGCCCCCUUCCGCCACCCAGGCCCACCAUGGCGCCCAUCUUCCUGAACAUCGACCCCAACGGGCCUGCUGAUCCCCUCCAGACCAUUGACCACACCAACCUGUGCUGACGGCGGCUUUUGGUGUCUGGGAUCAGCCAGUCAGAUUUGGUGGCUCCCGGCCUCUCACACUGGGAGGGUAAACCUUGGGGCAUUUAAAGGGGGAGGCCGAGAUUUCACAGUGGGGAGGGAGGGGAGGGGGGAGCAUCUGUGUGACGUGAAAGACUUAACGCUGAAACUCUGCCUUUGACCAGAUGGGGCAUCAACAUAUUGGGACCGACAACAUUCUGGGGACUGAACAACCGCCAGGCAGGAAGGCCAACCCUCCAGUCUGUACACAAUGAAUUCCGACGGCUCUUCUGAGGCACCUGGUGAGGGCCUAGGAUUAAUAACCCACCACCCCUCCUGGUCCCUAGGACCUGCACCUGGGGUCCCUAGCUCUCCGUCUGUGCUGCAGGAAUGGAACAGGGACCACUCUCUCCUGGAACCCUCCCACCAGUGUCUCAGGGUUUCCAACUUUCCAGGUUUUCCCAAAGCCCUUGGCCCCCAGAAAUUGUGGGGUCAACCUGUUGGACAGUGGUGGUUGAGAAACUCGGCAGAAUCAUCAGACCGGCAACUACAAGCAAAUUAUUGGCUGUUUGCUAUUUUGUUUAGUUCUUUAGGUAGUAUUUAAGUUGAAUCAUUAUUAAAGUCUUGGAAUAACCAGGAACUGUACGAAAGAAGGAACUUAAAUCAAUUUCUAUCACAAGGUGAAAAUGUAUUAGGCAAACUAAUGGGCUAAAGCUGACAAGUCCCCUGGAACUAUGGCCUGUAUCCUAGGGUCUUAAAGGGAACAGCUGUAGAGAUAGUGGAUGCAAUGCUGUAAUCUAGUUCUUUGGACUCUGGAGAGAUCCCAGAGAACUGGAAAAGCAGAAGUGUAACUCCAUUGUUUAAAACAAAAGGAGACAGGUAAUUUCCUGUUAUAAUUCCUAUUAACAGGAAAUUAUAGAGUGGUUAACCUAACAACUGUCCUUUGGAAACUUCUGGAAUCUAUUAUUAAAGAAAUAAUAGGACAUUUAAAAAAUUAUAGGACAAGCAUAAUCAAUGUGGAUUUAACAGAUUUGCUAGACUUCUUUGAGGAUGUAACACAGUAGAUAAAGGGGACAUUAGAUGCAAUGUAUUUCGACUUGGGAUGAUAGGGUGUGGCAUAAAGGGUUAUUUCACAGGUUAAGGGUGCAGGGGUUGGGGCAUGGACAGGGGAUUGGCUAACAAAUAAAAAAUAUAGAGAGUUAGGAAAAUUAGAUCAUUUUCAAACUGGCAGUCAGUAAGUAGUAGGGUGCCACAGGGAUCAGUGCUGGGGCCUCACCGAUUUACAAUCUGUAUCAAUGUCUUGGAUGCACAUUUGCUGAUGAAUCAAAGUUAGGUGGUUAGCAAAUUAUGAGGUCACAAGGUGCCUGCAAAAAGAUGUAGAUGGGUUAAGUGAGUGGGAAUAUGUACUUCAAAAAAAGAAUGAGAAAGCAAAUUAUUUUUAGGUAAAGUGGGGUUACAACAUAUUGCAGUACAAAGGGAUGUGCAAAUCAUCAUUAUGAAACACAAAGGAUUGGCAUAUAGAUACAGUAUGUAAUUAGGGAGGCUAAUAGAAUAUUAGCCUUUAUUGCAAGGGCUAUACAGUAUAAAAAUAGGGAAGAUUUGAUGCAAGUUCAUAGGAUGCUGGAAAAUCUGCACCUUGUGUACUGCAUGUAGUUUUGGGUCUCCAUAUAAGGAAGGAUAUUUAUACAUUGUAUAAAUAUGCAGAGAUGGUUGAUUCCUGGGAUGGAGGGGUUGGUGUCAGAAGAGAGGUUUAUAUCCACGGGAGUCUUUAGUCUUUCUUAGGGGAAUAGACGAGGUGUUUGAGAAGAUAUUUCCUGUGUCCACCAUUAGAGACAACUUGCAGCAAGAUCUUUGGUGAGAUAUUCAACAGGUAGAGUGCCCCUUCUAUUAGAAAAAGAUAAAUUAUGUGUUGGGAGUCUUCUGGUGAGCUGCAUGCUGUUCUACUGUUAGACUUUGCAGUAAGAUAUAUGGUGUCUUAGUGAGGGACAAAGUGAAUCCCCUUUUAUUAGUAGGAGCUAUGGGUUGGUGUAUUGGUGUCUUGAUCUGAGGAGUGUGACAAUAGUCAAGAGCUCCUGCUGGUCCCAUUCUGAUUUCACUGGGCAGUUGUCGGAACCAGCAGCUAUCAUCUUGCUGUAUAAUGGGUUGAUCUUUAACAGCAGCAUCCAGUCAGGUGGUAAAAGACAGCACUCAAACAGUUACUGUCAGUACCAGGUCAGACUGUAACAGGCAGCACUCAGUGUGAUAGGCAAUAUUCAGUCAGACAACAACCGCUAGCAACCAGUCAGAAUAUAACAGACAGCAUCUAAUCAGGCUGAAAGUGACAACCUCAGUCAAACCAUAAACACCAGCACCCAAUCAGAGUAACAGUACCCUCUGCCUCGAUUGUUCUGCAGUUGCCAGCACUUUGCCAGUGAUUGACAUGAUCUUUCUCUGCUACCCCAAUCUGUACCUUUAUGGCUAAUUCUUAAAGCCACUACAGUAAAACCUGUUGUCUUUCUG
Pristis pectinata (smalltooth sawfish) is the source of this 4012-nucleotide messenger RNA. RefSeq names its product LIM/homeobox protein Lhx9-like. Bases 338 to 1516 code for a protein of 392 amino acids. NCBI's taxonomy places the organism in Eukaryota, Metazoa, Chordata, Chondrichthyes, Rhinopristiformes, Pristidae. The transcript has 7 exons. Gene Ontology annotation, cellular component: nucleus. Gene Ontology annotation, molecular function: DNA-binding transcription factor activity, RNA polymerase II-specific; RNA polymerase II transcription regulatory region sequence-specific DNA binding. The record is from RefSeq and is a predicted model, not a curated record. Gene Ontology annotation, biological process: regulation of transcription by RNA polymerase II; neuron differentiation.